GCAAGUGCUUGUGUAGUGCAGGAACAAAUGCAGGAAAAGGCGGAAGCGCAGCCAAUCCGUCCCUUCUCCCUGGAUCCCGUUUCGAAUAUUCAGUCCCGAAAUGCAAUGGUCGUGCAGCUCUGAGCAAUGCCGGCAGCUCUGAGCAAUGCCGGCAGCCCCAACCGUCUUCGGUCUGUCUGCUUUGCUGCUCGCCCUGCGUUGGUUGGCGCGCUGCUUGCUGCGUCGCUAUUGCCGUCGCUGCUGCUACCGCUCCUCACAAUGCUCGUGCGUGCGUACUGUACUGUACUACUGUACGUGUACGGCCUUGGCCCAAAUCGAUCACUGUCUCUCGCCUGUCACACCAACACGACAAGGACGACACAGACACCAGGACCUGGGAUGGAAGGGAGGGCGCCUGCCUCGUGGGUUUUGCAACCACCUUCCUCGUCUCGUCCCGUCUCGACUUGUGCUACUGCUGCUGCUGCUGCCAAUCUGCUGUCGUUUUCUCACGCCUCAAACCCAAGGCAGUCGACCUGGCCAACCGGACGGACGGAAGAGGACAGACAAAAGACGCAUUCCUCGAUUUCCCCACACCACGUUUAUCCGACGACUGCUUGCUUGCUUGUCCCGGGUUCAACAGCCACGCAUGCACGCACGCGGUAAGUUGGCUUCGUGUUCCUCUCCCAGCCGCUCGAAUAGCCGGGAUGGUGUUGCUCCUGUGAGCUGAAUAUGCAGCACAGAACAGACGAAGAGAAAGUCCAGAAAAGCUCGCGAGGUAAGACAAUUGUGUCACCCAAAGCUGUGCGGUGCGGUGCGGUGCGGUGCGGUGCGAUGCUCCCCUGACCCUAGUCGCUCUAUUUCGUGGGUAGCCUGUCAAGGCGAAGACAGCGAUAUCGACUUGCUCCUUCUCGAACAAUCGUGACGGACCUCGGGUUUACCAGCACUGAUGCGUAUUCCCGGUCUCCUAGUUGUGUUCUAUGCUGUUCGUGCCGGCAGGUGAAUGGAUCUGCCUCUGGUAUACUUCUGUUGGUCCG
Molecule: messenger RNA, 1013 nt
Organism: Colletotrichum navitas
Lineage: Eukaryota; Fungi; Ascomycota; Sordariomycetes; Glomerellales; Glomerellaceae
Exons: 1
Coding region: 146-706 (186 amino acids)
Source: RefSeq, a predicted model, not a curated record